Penicillium taxi is the source of this 3741-nucleotide messenger RNA. RefSeq lists its product as uncharacterized. The record is from RefSeq and is a predicted model, not a curated record. Gene Ontology annotation, molecular function: protein binding. NCBI's taxonomy places the organism in Eukaryota, Fungi, Ascomycota, Eurotiomycetes, Eurotiales, Aspergillaceae. Gene Ontology annotation, cellular component: cytoplasm; nucleus. The coding region runs from base 1 to 3741 and encodes 1246 amino acids. The transcript has 7 exons.
AUGGCCAAAAGGUUGACCUUCCGUGUCGACAACAUCCCAAACAGUGAUACCAAAGAACUAGAACAUAUUAUAAAGUCCUUUGCUGAGCAGGACCCAGACUUGCAGAGGGCUGUUGCUACCAUGACUUGUCACCGUUUGACACCAAGGGACAAGCACUUCGCCUGUGCUACCAUUUCUAUUACCACUUUACUAUCCGGUGAGGACCUAUGUGCCCGUCUAGGCCGAUCUAGUAAGGGUUCCCAAUACAUCUUUACCUGUAGAUUUGAUGGAAUCACACCACUCUAUGAGGACGAGAACGGAGCAGAUGUCGACAUCAUUGCCAUCCCAGGCCUAGGAAGCCACGCUCUUGGUUCUUGGAAAUCCACAGACAGCGAUGAAGUCUGGCUACGCGACUUCCUGCCAAAUGACCUGCCUAAUAUCCGAGUACUGCUAUACGGUUAUGAUACAACAUUACCAGGUAGCUUAUCGAAGCAAUCUAUCGAAGACCUCGGUGGUACCUUGCUAGUACAUAUCACUGCCUUUCGAGCGAAUGAUGGUACUUCUAAACGUCCGAUAGUCCUUAUUGGCCACAGCCUUGGUGGCUUACUGAUCAAAGAGUUACUUAUUCGUGCCCGUCGAAGACGAAGUACCACGGAAUCUGAUCUAUCUCAAGCAUGUUAUGGACUACUUUUCUUCGGCGUACCAAAUCUGGGCCUCCGAAAUGAACAGCUGAGGACGCUUGUCCAGGGCCAGCCAAAUAAGGCAUUGAUCGACGACUUGCUCGUCGACAAUGACUCAGAGCCUUCAACCUUCCUAAAGAGGCUUGCCGACCAGUUUUCUGACAGUUGCAAGGACUAUUACCAUGUAGUCACGUUCUUCGAGCGCACUCUUAGUCCAACCUUGGAGCUUACUCAAGAUGGAAAGUGGAGCAAAACUGGCCACCCAUAUUUACUAGUCUCUGAAAAGUCAGCUACAAGCACAGGCUUAGUGGCAGUGAUAGAUGAGGAUAACAUUGCCCUUAAUACAGAUCAUUCAGGCCUUGUGAAGUAUAGCUCCAGGAGCCAAGGUGAUUAUCCUAUUGUGAGGGAACGAAUUAGAAGAAUUGUUAGUGAGGCGAAGGCUGAAGUCGCUAAACGUUUCUCUGAGCAUUAUCUAUACCUACCUCUAUCAGACACAGUUCAAGCAUGCCUUAAGUCACUAGCUUUCGACGAAAUAGAAAGCCGGCAGUUUGAGGUUGAAGACGCUACCAUUGGCACAUGUAAAUGGCUUCUCAGCAACGAAACUUUGAUAUACUGGACUCGUCAACAUCGAGGGUUGCUCUGGAUAAGAGGCAAGCCUGGAUCUGGAAAAUCAACACUUAUGAAAUAUGCUCUUCGAGAGAUCCCUGCCAUUUAUGAUGCAAAUACUAUGGUAAUUUCUUUCUUUUUCCAUGGACGGGGCCAAGAACUUCAAAAAACCCCAUAUGGGCUCUACCGAUCUCUCAUACAUCAGUUACUCAGGUGUGUACCAGGUGCACUUACUGAUCUAAUCGACUAUUUUGAGAACCAGCGAAAGACAAUUGGCGAGCCUGGAGAUAAGUGGAAGUGGGAGCUACAGCAACUACAGGCUUUCUUGAAGUCAUCACUUAUAAGAAUUUUGAAAACGCGUUCAGUUCUCUUAUUUAUUGAUGCGCUCGACGAGUGCGGCGAAGAACUGGCCAUCGAACUGAUCGGACACUUCCACUAUCUGAUUUCAAGUCUCCCAUCAACAAAUGCUCGAUUAGGCAUCAUGUUCUCCUGUCGUGAGUACCCUAUUCUUGAUCUCCGUAAAGGGUCAACUAUAGUGCUACAUAAAGAGAAUAAGGCAGACAUCGCCGCUUUUGUUCGAAAGCGCUUCUCUACAAGCGAUAUAGAUGCUGAAAUACAAGAGGGAAUAUGUAACCGUGCACAAGGUGUAUUCCUAUGGGCGCAUUUUGUUAUUGAACGCCUACUAUAUAUGGAGCGAAACGCGGAACCAAAAGGAAAGAUGAAAGCAGUAGUCGAACGUAUCCCUCAAGGCUUACAUGAACUAUAUCGUCAGCUUAUUCAGGGUAUGAAAGAUCGCCCAGAGGCCUUGAAGCUUAUACAAUGGAUCUGUUUCUCUACAAGGCCUUUGACGACGGUCGAGCUACAAUGGUCUAUGGUAGUUGAUCCUAGCUACGCAUAUGAGACUCUUGACGAGUGUGAACAGUCGGAUGACUUCAUUACCGAUGACUAUAUUAAUAGACGACUCAAGAUCUUGACCUGUGGACUUACAGAAAUCGUACCGUCCAGAAAUGCUCCCGUCGUUCAGUUCAUCCACCAGUCAGUAAAGGAUUUCUUCAUCAAGCAUGGGUUAUUGAUUCUAGAUUCGACGAUGAAAUUUGACAUGGUAGGCCCUGCUGCUCAUUAUCGCCUAUCCCGUUGCUGCAUCCAUUAUCUGAAAAUGGCCAUGAUCUGUCGGUCUAAUAUCUCUGGCUGGUAUAAUAAGUCCGAUUUCCCCUUCCUACACUAUGCCACAACAUCGUGGGUAUCCCACGUUAAGGAAGGCGUGAAGUCGGAAGGAGACUCAAAUGAUCUGAUUAAAUACCUCGACUGGCCGAGAGAGUCUUUGAUUUGGCAAUGGGUAGAGCUAUAUCGAGAAUUUGAUCUCUAUUCCGACAGUACUCCAACUCGUGGAAGCAAUUUGUUGCAUAUAAUUGCCAGAUACGGAUUGACAAAGCUACUCAAUUCUGUUCUGCUUCACAAAGACAAUGUGAAGGUGGAUAUUGAUACUAAAGAUAGAGAAGAUGGCCGAACACCAUUAUCAUGGGCUGCUUCGGGUGGUCACAAUGCUGUUGUCAAGAUGCUCCUUGACACAGGCAGGGUAGACGUGGAUUCCAAAGACACAAACGGCCGGACACCAUUAUCAUGGGCUGCCCGGGAUGGUCAUGUUGCUGUUGUCAAGAUGUUCCUGGACACAGGCAGGGUAGACGUCGAUUCCAAAGACACAAAUGGCCGGACACCAUUAUCAUGGGCUGCUUCGGGUGGUCACAAUGCUGUUGUCAAGAUGCUCCUUGACACAGGCAGGGUAGACGUGGAUUCCAAAGACACAAACGGCCGGACACCAUUAUCAUGGGCUGCCCGGGAUGGUCAUGUUGCUGUUGUCAAGAUGUUCCUGGACACAGGCAGGGUAGACGUCGAUUCCAAAGACACAAAUGGCCGGACACCAUUAUCAUGGGCUGCUUCGGGUGGUCAUGUUGCUGUUGUCAAGAUGCUCCUUGACACAGGCAGGGUAGACGUCGAUUCCAAAGACAAAAACGGCCGGACACCAUUAUCAUGGGCUGUUUUAGGUGGCAGGGUAGACGUCGAUGCCAAAGACACAAAUGGCCGGACACCAUUAUCAUGGGCUGCCGAGGGUGGCCACGAUGCUGUUGUCAAGACGCUCCUGGACACAGGCAGGGUAGACAUCGAUUCCAAAGACUCAGAAUAUGGACAGACACCAUUAUCAUGGGCUGCUGAGGGUGGUCACGAUGCUGUUGUCAGGAUGCUUCUUGACAACGGCAGGGCAGAUGUGGAUAGUAGAAGUGCAAAUAAUUCUACACCAUUAUCAUUGGCUGCUCAGGGCGGUCACGAUGCUGUCGUCAAGAUGCUUCUUGAAACAGGCAAGGCAGAUGUGGAUGCCAAAGACACAAAAUAUGGCCGAACACCAUUAUCAUGGGCUGCCGAGAGUGGUCACGAUGCUGUUGUCGAGAUGCUCCCUGGCAUAGGACCUACUUUUGGAUGA